Necator americanus (New World hookworm) is the source of this 1467-nucleotide messenger RNA. RefSeq lists its product as uncharacterized. Gene Ontology annotation, cellular component: Mre11 complex; condensed nuclear chromosome. Gene Ontology annotation, biological process: telomere maintenance via telomerase; telomere maintenance via recombination; chromosome organization involved in meiotic cell cycle. NCBI's taxonomy places the organism in Eukaryota, Metazoa, Nematoda, Chromadorea, Rhabditida, Ancylostomatidae. The transcript has 15 exons. The record is from RefSeq and is a predicted model, not a curated record. Gene Ontology annotation, molecular function: G-quadruplex DNA binding; single-stranded telomeric DNA binding; double-stranded telomeric DNA binding. Bases 1 to 1467 code for a protein of 488 amino acids.
AUGAAGAAAGAACUCGUUGAUAAAGAGGGUAGCGUUGCUGCGAUAAAUGCUGAGAUAGAAGAGAUCCAACUAGUUGUCACUGAGCGGAACAAACUGACAACAGAGUUGCAUUCACUGAAAGAACGCCGUAUUGCUCUGGGCGAACUGAGCGCACAAUCUUCUCAUCUUCGUGAAAUGCUCCCUCGACAUCAGGAAGAAUUAGCGAAAAUGUCGGAACGUAGACAAGAAAUCUUGAAGAACGAAAUGCCAAAAGCGAAACAGGCCUUACAUGAAGCAAAGAUUGCCCGAGAUACAGCUGAACGUAGUGCGAAGGAAGAAGAAGACAAGAAGCUUCUGAAAAUGAGAAAUAUUUGCAAUCACUACGAUGCUUACUCCACUUUGAAGGAAAGACUAUCCAAAGCAUCAAUAGCCGCUGAAGAAGGCCAGAUAGACAAAGUGAAACAAAUCAUCUCCGAUAGAGAUCAAUCUAUUAUCGACUUAGAGAAACGAAAGGCUGGCUUCGAAUUAGGAAUUAACGAUCUGGAGGGAACUCACGUGAAGCGGCGAACUUUGGAAGAUCAGCUGACGCGAAUGCUAAUUGAGUCUAAGAUUGUAAGUGUUGAGAAGGAGUUGAAGGAUUUGACAUGGGAUCCCAUGGAAAAAGAGACCUUGUGUAGGGACCGAGAUAAAGCAAUGCGUGAUCGUGACAGCUCUGGUUUGGAGAAGGCGCGACUCAACGGGCAGUUGGAAGAGGUUGAGAAAAAGAUCACUGAGGCAAAGCAAGCGUUAACCGCGAAAGAAAUGAAGCAGGCUGAGAGUUUAUAUCAUCAGGUUGUAAUCGACAGAAUUAUAACACAAGAGAUGAUUUCGGACUUGGAGAAGUACACAAAGUGUUUGGAUAGUUCCAUUAUACAGUUCCAUACAGACAAAAUGGCUGCCAUAAACAGGAUUUUGGACGAUCUUUGGCGUAAGGUUUACGGUGGGACCGAUAUACAGACGAUACGCAUCAAAUCUGAAUGUGCGGCAACGUCUGAUAAACGUAAGGCAUACGACUACAGGGUGGUGAUGGUGCUGCGGAACGGCGUGGAGCUGGACAUGAGAGAUCGUUGUAGUGCUGGACAAAAAAUGUUGGCUUGUAUAUUGAUUCGUAUUUCUUUGGCUGAUGUUUUUGGUGGAAUGUGCUCAAUAAUUGCUCUUGAUGAACCGACAACUAAUUUGGAUUCAAUGAAGGUAGAUCACAUAGCUGCUAUGUUGAACAGUCUCAUUGCGGUUCGGAGGAGAGGUUAUUCUACAUCGGGCGGACACAGAAAGCCUUUUCAGAUGAUCGUUAUCACUCACGAUGAUCAUUUGGUGGAUAAACUGAUGAUUGGUUCAAAGCCUGAAUUUAUUUAUGUGCUUGGGAAGGAUAAUAGUGGUAUCUCACAUGUGCGACGUCAAUAUUCAGAUGGGCGCUCAGAAGAGGCCAACGGAAAUCCCUAUGGAAGAUAA